GUCACAGCGUCGUAGGUGUAGUGGAAUUAUUUCGCAAGUGGAGUCCGGUUAAAGAACGGUUUUUGUUUUUGUUAGAUUCUCUAUCUCUGUUGAAAUGCCUUCAGACUCCAAAAAGAAACGUGAAGCUAAAAAGAAGGAAGCUGCUAAACAACGUGCACAGAAAAAAACCCAGCAGAAAACUGAAGAUGGAAUUAAUGAUGAGUGUACAGAAAACAAAUCUGAAAGUGUAACAGCUAAUGGGUCAUCUUUGCCUCUUGCUUCUGAGAAUGAGUUGGUGAAGAAGCUGGAACAUGACAUGGACCUUAAUGCUAAGGCUCGAGCUGUAACUGGAGUCCAGGGUCUGAAUCCCCACUCACGUGAUAUAAAAAUUGAAAAUUUCUCAAUUACUUUUCAUGGGGCAGAGAUUCUAGCGGACACAAAACUGGAACUUAAUUGUGGCCAGAGGUAUGGCCUUAUCGGUCUCAAUGGUAGUGGAAAGUCCUCAUUAUUAGCUUCUAUUGGUCGUAGAGAGAUUCCAAUUCAAGAUCAUAUUGAUAUCUAUCAUCUGACCAGAGAAAUAGAACCAAGCAAUAAUACAGCAUUGCAAGCCGUGCUUGAUGUGGAUCAAGAACGGAUACGGCUUGAAAAACUGGCUGAAGAACUGGCUCAUUACCCUGAUGAUGAUUCUCAAGAACAACUUAUGGACAUCUAUGAGCGGCUUGAUGAUAUAGGAGCAGAUAAAGCUGUAAGCAAAGCUGCCUAUAUUCUGCAUGGUCUCGGAUUUAACAAAAGAAUGCAGGAACAGAAGUGCAAAGAUUUCUCAGGUGGUUGGAGAAUGCGGAUUGCACUUGCUAAAGCUUUGUAUAUCCGACCCCAUCUUUUACUGCUGGAUGAACCCACUAACCAUCUUGAUCUGGAUGCAUGUGUGUGGCUGGAAGAGGAACUAAAGUCGUAUAAACGCAUCUUGGUAAUCAUAUCUCACUCUCAGGACUUCCUCAACGGUGUUUGUACUAACAUUAUUCACCUCCACAAGAAAAGACUUAAUUAUUAUGGUGGAAAUUACGAUGCUUUUGUAAGGACUCGCUUGGAAUUACUGGAGAAUCAAAUGAAGCGUUACAACUGGGAACAGAGUCAAAUAUCUCAUAUGAAGGACUACAUUGCAAGAUUUGGACAUGGCAGUGCCAAGCUGGCAAGACAAGCUCAGAGCAAAGAGAAGACACUGAGCAAGAUGGUCUCUGCAGGGCUGACUGAGAAAGUGAUGUUAGAUAAAAAUGUUCAGUUCUACUUCCCUUCUUGUGGCACAAUCCCGCCUCCUGUCAUCAUGGUGCAACAUGUGUCUUUUCGAUACACAGAGAAUGGGCCAUGGAUUUACAAGGAUCUAGAGUUUGGGAUUGAUCUUGAUACAAGGGUAGCUUUGGUUGGACCAAAUGGUGCAGGCAAAUCAACACUUCUGAAACUACUUUGUGGUGAACUGAUUCCUUCGGAUGGAUUGAUCAGAAAACAUUCUCACUUGAGAAUAGCACGUUACCAUCAGCAUUUACAUGAGCAACUUGACCUGGAUGUCUCGGCCCUUGAGUACAUGAUGCGUUGUUUUCCAGACGUAAAAGAAAAGGAGGAUAUGAGGAAGAUCAUUGGUCGGUAUGGGCUUACAGGAAGGCAACAGACUUGCCCUAUAAGACAGCUCUCAGAUGGGCAGCGAUGCCGUGUGGUGUUUGCUUGGUUAGCUUGGCAGACUCCUCACUUACUGCUUCUGGACGAACCAACUAAUCACUUGGACAUGGAAACAAUUGAUGCAUUGGCCGAUGCUAUAAAUGAUUUUGAUGGAGGAAUGGUCCUUGUAAGCCAUGACUUCCGUUUGAUUAGCCAGGUGGCAGAAGAGAUAUGGGUGUGUGCCAAUCAGACGAUCAGCAAAUGGAGUGGAGAUAUUCUUUCCUAUAAAGAACACCUACGAAAAAGGAUUAUAUCAGAAAUUCAGAAGCCUAAAGAUUAAGAGUAACUUUCAGUUAGAUGUGAUAUGUGUUGAAAUUGGUCUAUGUUUCUCUGGUUCUUUUUUUUUGUUCUGCUGUAUUUUCUCUAUGUGGUAGAAAGCCUAAAGUCUGUAUUUCUGAUUUCAAUUAAAAGUAGAAUAAUGUAAAAAGUUUUGAACCAAAUGAAAUAUUUACAUAAUUUAAAUUAUUAAAAUUGCAACAUUUAGAUAAUUGGUUUUUCAGUUUUCCUUAAUUGUGUACAGUAGAUAAUAUAGAGCAGAAGAAACAUAAUUAGCUUAAAAGGAAAAGUUUUAUUAGGAAUUUGCUAUCAUAGCUGUGCAGUCUUCAAGCUAGUUGUUGCAUUUAAAGUCAGUUUAUUUGAUCUUACAAACAAUGUAAUUGAUUAAAUGUUAUUUAUGAUACUAUCGCAUUGAAAUUCAUAAAAUAUAUCCUCAAUUGUGAAGUGUUUUUAUACAGUGUUUAUAUUAACCUUCAGAUCAGAUUUAUUCCAUCUUGAAACAUCAUUCGGUACUUGUGUAAUGAUCUGGCUGUUUUGUGACAGCACCAUGUGAUAACAGAUCUUAUUAGUUUUACACAAACAUAGUGAAGUUAAAGUAGAGUUGUUUAAGUGAAAACAUGCAUACGUUCAUCUCUAAAACAGUGAGAACAUUUAAAAAUCACAAGUAUGGAAUAACUGUAAAUUUUCAAACAUUGAGUAACAGAAAUUUCAGUUGUCACUGGAUAAUUUUUUUUUUAAAUUUUGAGAUAAUAGACUUGUAAAACAUUUUCAAAACUUGCUUGGAUUUUUUUUUAUAUUAAGUUAUAUUUUUAAUGCAGUAUAUAAAAAAGGCACCCCAAUUAUGUUGUUAUUAAGAGUUGCAGAUUUCAUCUUUUACUUACUAUGAAACAUUUUACUGAAGUAAAACUAGUUUUAGAAAGAAGGAUUGCUAUUAAAGAUUUGUAUUUUUUUUCAGAAUGUACAACUUCAAGCAGCUUUUAUUUAGUAUCAACCACUUGGUUCCAUUGUGUAAUAAAGAAUGUUGGUUUUAAAUGAAUUGGUAACUGAAACAAACUGAGUGAUUUCACUUUAUUAUAGUACUCAAGGGCAGUUCCCUGAACGGUAUAGAAUUAUUACCAAAUCAAAUUUUUUGUAGAGUAUUGUAGUUUCAGGAUGUAUCACAGCUGAGUUAAUUUUUUCUUUGGGAAUCACAGUUGAGAUUUGAAAUGUAGUUUUAGGAACUUUAUCAUUGAAAUUUUGUGUUGUUAGAUUUUUUUUACAAAUUACAACUUGGUUAAUCUAUAGAAACUUUAGUUUAAAAACUGUAUCUGUUGCUGCUGUAGAUGAAACUAUUCAUUUCUGAUUCAAGGUAAUAAUUAAUCCUUGAUCAUGCUGGAAAAAUGGAACUUCAGAAUCAUAUAUAAUAUACUUUGAAAGGAGGUUUAAAGGUAGUAUGGUAGAAAAUAUUUAAAAAACAUGCAUUUUGGUGGAGAAACAGACCAAUAAGAAGUUUUUUGUUAUACAGACAUCCAGCUUAAUUUGGGCUCUUUAAAGUAUUGGUUCCAAGUGAAAAUUUCACAUCAUUUUUAAAGGAUAUUUAGGUUGAGCUAUAUUGUUAGCUCAUUUCAAGAAUAAAGUAAAUUUGUUCUUCUA
Messenger RNA from Limulus polyphemus (Atlantic horseshoe crab), 3597 nucleotides. Its product is annotated as ATP-binding cassette sub-family F member 2-like. Gene Ontology annotation, molecular function: ATP hydrolysis activity; ATP binding. The record is from RefSeq and is a predicted model, not a curated record. The transcript has 15 exons. NCBI's taxonomy places the organism in Eukaryota, Metazoa, Arthropoda, Merostomata, Xiphosura, Limulidae. The coding region runs from base 95 to 1969 and encodes 624 amino acids.